UAACCACAUGUUGGCUACCAUGGCCUUGAGGCACUGUAACCUUGUGAGGAUUCACAGAGAGUCCCUGGUUUUGUCCCGUUAUCAGUGAAUGCAGACGGAAGAACUACAGCCAUGACCGGUCUCCUUUUGGUCGCUCUCGCCGUCAUAGUUGCUGUCAAUGGUCAGAACGGAAACGACUUGAGCCGCUGCCCUACCAAUCUGAAACGCAACCGGUACCUCUACAGCCAUGGCGAAUACUGUUACGAAUUUGCGGUCUUCGAACACCGGUACUGGAAAGGCGCCAGAGACUACUGCGUGGCCGACGGCGGCCAUCUUGUGAAGAUUGAUAACAUGGACAAAGAGUUAUUCAUCGUCAGCACCCUCACUCACCUGGGCUACCAUGAAAAGGGCAUAUGGAUAGGCCUCAACGAUAUACAGCAAGAGGGCAUAUACAGAUGGGCGAAUGGUGAGCCGGCAACGUUUACGUACUGGGGACCUGGGGAGCCGAGUUUUUUCCACAACGUUGAGGACUGUGUGGCUCUAAAGGUGUCGAAUUCAGGGCACUGGGCUGACUUUCCCUGCGAGCUGAUUUCCGAUGCUUUUGGAUCUAUCUGUCAAUACGACAUGCUUCCCAAACCUACCGAUGACCCAGGACUGAUCCUAGGUGCGGCAACAACUGAUAGGACUCCGGUAACACAUGCUAGCGCCGGACCUAUUACGGACUUUAUACAAACAACUGUUGCACCGGCCGUCAACGAAACAAGUAAUCAAGCCGUAGUCGGUUGACCAUACAUCGCCCUCUUACACAUUCAAGCUUGUGCGUCAUUGAAAAAUUAAACAAAUCUUGAUAUUC
Molecule: messenger RNA, 832 nt
Organism: Haliotis rubra (blacklip abalone)
Lineage: Eukaryota; Metazoa; Mollusca; Gastropoda; Lepetellida; Haliotidae
Product: perlucin-like protein
Exons: 6
Coding region: 112-765 (217 amino acids)
Source: RefSeq, a predicted model, not a curated record